Limulus polyphemus (Atlantic horseshoe crab) is the source of this 1230-nucleotide messenger RNA. RefSeq names its product degenerin unc-8-like. The record is from RefSeq and is a predicted model, not a curated record. The coding region runs from base 1 to 1230 and encodes 409 amino acids. Gene Ontology annotation, biological process: sodium ion transmembrane transport. Gene Ontology annotation, molecular function: ligand-gated sodium channel activity. Lineage: Eukaryota; Metazoa; Arthropoda; Merostomata; Xiphosura; Limulidae. Gene Ontology annotation, cellular component: membrane. The transcript has 12 exons.
AUGGCCAAAAUUCAUUUGGUAAAAAAAAUCUUAAAGUCACUUCUAUUAAUCCUUGGUGUCAUAACGUUUGUGUCUCAGGUAUGGUUGGAAGUCGAAGCGUAUCUCGAGUUUACUUCCUCAGUAAGCAUACAACACUCCAGAGAAGAUAUCAAGUUUCCAGCUAUGACAGCAUGCAGCUCAGAACGGUUCAAUUUUUCUCGUUUUUGUGACACGGUUCCUCAGGCCUGCUCAGGUAACUCCAGUGAAACAGAGUUGUGGGAUGAAUACGUUGAAAUAUUAGAAAGAAGUGCAGAUAAGCUAGAAGAUUAUGGAUUUCAAGAAGACGUAUUUUUUUUAGGAUUAUAUUCAAGUAUUAGUUUCAAAGCCAGCCCUUUUGAUAGCUACUAUGAUUCACGUUAUGGAAACUGCUUUAGUUUCAACAUAGACUGGGACUACAAUGCAGCUCCUCAUAUGAAAGAUAACAUAUUUGCAAUCUCAAUAAACUCUGUGUACAAUGUAAAGCGUAGUUUCUACCACAAGGAAAGUCCUCGGGUUGUAAUGAAGUACCUGCCAACAAACACAGCACCAUAUAUGAGUGAUGUGCAUUUCAUGGAUGCAGGAUUUACUUACACGUUUACAUUUUCACAGAAGGAAACUGUACGACUUCCAUCGCCAUAUUCUGACCAAUGCACUGAUUAUGAAUCCCUCGGGAGAGCAAACUUUAGAAAAGGAAUUUUGACCAAAGAGCUUUGUCUCACCGAAUGUCACGCCAAUAAGACCUUGGAACUUUGUGGCUGUAUGUACAAAGACUCCUACCCUUACGCUUAUGAAACUGGGAAACCGCUUUGCCAUUUGGUAAAUAACCAAUGCCGAGAACUUUUGACGACAGAGAAAAGAGUUGAAAUUCAGUCCAGCUGUAAAAAACUAUGCCGAAAACCUUGCAGGGAGAAGGAAUAUAAAUCUUUCAUCAGUCGAGAACCUAAUUUCUUCUUGCAUGUCACUAAUCCAAGUGAUUUAAUUAUAUACGCCAGGACCCUGAGCGACUACUAUAGAAAUCCACAAAACUACGUGAAAAUGCAAGGUCAAUACAAUGUAGCUGGUCAAAUGGUCACCCAACAUUUACCCCGCUAUCUGCUUUCAGAUCUAGUUUGCACUGUUGGAGGAGUGAUUUCAACGUGGACAUUAUUGCUUUUCAUAAGUCUUGGGGUUUUUCAACGAAGGAAGAAUCAAAGAGGAUUGAGCCAUCUUUGA